UUUGAACUUCUUAAGUGUAAAUUGCUCGUCCGCUCAUCUGCUCGAGAAAAUUUCGUGAAAUUCAAUUAAAUAAAAAACAAAUAAAAAUGAAAUUCUUCAUGCUGUUGGCCUUGGCCCUUGUGGGCGUUGUUGCUGGUGCCCAGCUGCCGGAUUCGGCCACACAGGGACCCAAUCCACAGGAUAUUGCCACACCAGAACCGGAGUACAUUGACAUUGAGGAGCCACUGCCAGCUGCCGCCGCUCCUGCCCCGGCCCCGCGGCCAGUGUUUGCUGCGCCCAUUGCACGUCCCAUUGCUCGUCCCGUGGCCGUUCAGCAGGCAUUCAUCCAGCAGCAGCCGCAGCCACAGCCCAUUGCACAGCGUGUGCAGUAUCUGCCGCCCCAGCAGCAGCAGCUGGCGGGACACUCGUUCAACAGCAGGAGCGGCUACCAGUACCGUCGUCCAGUCUAUCAUUAACCUAUACCCACGCACAUUACCACGCACUGAAAACAAACCCUUCUACAAAAAUCUAUCCAACUAUCGAAUCUAUCCUAACCAACAAUCCUAAUCCUAGAACGAAACAUCAAAGAACGAGCAACGAACAAGCAGCAGCCAAGCCAAGAAAGCAUAAAAAAAGAGCAAAAGUACAAAGAGACAAAUGAUGAAGACGUUGUUCUAAGACCCAAGUAUUCAGUUAUUGUUGAAUGUUCCAAGUAAUGUACGCACGCGUAAAUAAACGUAAAUUAUUUGUAAAAAUGAUAAAAAAAAAUCCACAAAAAUCAAA
Messenger RNA from Drosophila guanche, 762 nucleotides. RefSeq names its product translation initiation factor IF-2. Bases 87 to 455 code for a protein of 122 amino acids. The transcript has 3 exons. The record is from RefSeq and is a predicted model, not a curated record. NCBI's taxonomy places the organism in Eukaryota, Metazoa, Arthropoda, Insecta, Diptera, Drosophilidae.